AUGGCGGCGGAGGCGCAGCCCCAAAUCGUGGUCGAGGUGGCCGACCAACCACCUUCGCCGAGACGACCGAGCCGCGCGUUGAAACCGAGCGCGAAAGCUCGCGAAGCCAUGCAAUCGCUCGAGGACGUGGCUACCACGUCGAGGAAAGCGGCGAGCGAGACCACGCGGGCGGUUACGACGCGAGGAGCACGCGCGUCUGGGAUUUUAUAUGGAGCCAACAGCCGGAUCGAGACGGGGAAGUCAGGUAUACAGAUGCUCCUGGAGGCGAUCAACGAACAACGAGACGAAAUGUACCGAAUGAUUACCGAGCAGCGAAACACGAUUGGCGAACUACGCGAGGUGAUUUGCAAGCAGCACGACGCGAUUCAAGAACUACAUCGCCAACUUGCAGACACCAGGACCCAGCUUUCUGAAGAACUGAGACAAGCGCGGGAUCAGAUUGAUACCCUUCAACGCCACCCGGUAGCCAUGGCUUCGUCCCAACCAAGCGCAAGAGGGUCAUACGCCGAAGUCGCUCGCACCCCACCAUCAAGCCAGCCAAGCGGUGUGCGCACCCUCUCCUCGCGAAACACGACGCCUUCAUCCUUUACCGACACGUUGUUCUGUACGAUCGAUACAUCUAGGGUGGAGGAGAAAGAGAAGGGAAACGUCCAGGUGGCGGACAUUAGAAAGGCAAUCGAGACAGAGGCCAGGGCACAGGAAAGCAUGGGAGACUGGCGUUGCGCUGCGGUUGUGAAGGAGGCCCGAACCCCGGACCGAGUCAGAGUAAUCUGCAGAGACGAAAGCGAAGUCCAGCUCGUCAAGGAAGCGGCAGUGAAGAUCAGUGUUCCUGGAGUGCGGGUAUUGAGAGACCAGUUGUACCCGGUGAGGGUAGACAAUGCCAACCGAACAGCGGUCCUCGAUGCGGACGGAAACAUCCUGCCGGGAGCCGCAGAGGCGCUAGGGACAGAGAACGACGUCAACAUUGCGAAGAUUGCCUGGCUCAGCAGGAAGGAUACAAGCAAGGCCUACGGCUCGAUGGUUGUCUACGUGACGAAGGGCAGCGAAGCAAGGCGACUUCUAGACGGGCGUUACUUCCAUCUCGCCGGAGAAUCCGCUUACACGACCGUUUUCGCGCCCCGGGAAGGCCCAAUCCAGUGCUACAGAUGCCAGGAGAUCGGCCAUAAGGCCUUCGCCUGCAAAAAGCCGCAAAGAUGCGGAAGGUGUGCGGAACAGGGUCACCACCACAAGACGUGUCAGUCCGUGACGCUUAAGAUCCUUCAGCUCAACGUCCGCAAACGGAGAGAAGUGCAGCAGAGUCUGCUAAACGACGAGGGACUCAAGGACUUCGCAGUGCUGGCCAUCUCCGAACCAUAUGCCAGGCUGAUCGAAGGCUCGGUGACGACGGUCCCAAUGAGUCAUCACAACUGGACGAAGCUUAUACCAACGACAAGACGAGAAACCACGUGGCCAAUUCGGAGCAUGCUAUGGGUACGAAGCGAUAUAGAGGUCGAGCAGAUUCCAGUGCCGUCGGCAGACCUCACCGCAGCACGCAUUCGGCUCCCAGAUCGGGCAGUGCUGAUGGUGUCAGUGUAUGUGGAGGGUGGUAGUGACGAAGCACUGGAAGAUGCAAUGAGGGAAAUUGACCGACUGAUUAGGAGGUUUCGAAACGGAACAGGGACGAGAACGGAUAUCAUCCUGGCGGGCGAUUUCAACCGCCACGACCAGCUUUGGGGAGGGGACGAUGUCUCACCACGGAGACAAGGCGAGGGAGACCGCAUCAUCAACCUCAUGGACGAACACUCCCUCUGCAGCCUCCUCCCAAGAGGCACGAAGACGUGGCAGUCAGGCGACAUUGAGAGCACAAUCGACCUGGUACUGGCCUCUGCAGAACUAGCAGACCAACUACUCAGAUGCACGAUUCACCCCUGCGACCAUGGCUCAGACCACAGAGCAAUCGAGACAGCUUUUGACACCACGGUGGAGGACCGUCCCAGUGAGACGAGACAUACACGUUUUGGAGAAACCAGGCGAGAUCUCGACGUAGGAUUGGGCAAACAGCACCAGAGCUCGAACAACGAGCCAGGAUGGCAGCCAAAGAGUACCACGACGCCAUCCGCAGACAGAAGAGUUCGCAUUGGAACGACUUCCUGGCCCGAUGACGCUAACAUCUGGCAAGCAACGAAGUAUCUGCAAACCGGCAGCGGCACGAUGGGCGAUAAGAUACCCCCGCUCGUCCGACCCGAUGGCUCCAUCACGGAGGGUAAAGCAGAACAAGCGCAGGAGUUACUCACCGCCUUCUUCCCACCUUUGUCAGCGAGAAUCGAAGACGAGGGCCAACGACCUCAACGGGCGCCGGUACACAUGCCAGACCUAACAAUGGAGGAGAUAGAACAAAAGGUCCUGUCCGCUAAGCCAUGGAAGGCGCCCGGGGAAGACGGUCUACCGGCAAUGGUAUGGAGACAGCUCUGGCCAGUGGUCAAAGACAGGGUGCUCCAUUUAUUCCGGACGUCGCUUCGAGACGGCGACAUCCCCAGCCAGUGGAGGAAUGCCAAGAUCAUCCCAUUGAAGAAGCCAGGGAAGAGCGAAUACACUCUAGCCAAGUCCUGGAGACCCAUCUCGCUGCUCUCCACGCUGGGUAAGAUACUGGAGGCAGUCAUUGCGGAGCGUUUAUCCCAUGCUGUGGAGACCUGCGGCCUUCUACCCGCCAACCACUUCGGAGCCAGGAAGAGACGCUCGACCGAACAGGCUCUCCUUCUGCUUCAGGAACACAUCUACAAAGCAUGGAGAGCUAGGAAGGUGCUCAGUUUGAUCAGCUUCGAUGUCAAGGGCGCAUACAAUGGGGUCUUCAAAGACAGGCUUCUCCAGAGGCUCAAGGCAAGAGGGAUACCUGAACCCCUGGUCAAGUGGAUCGACGCCUUCUGCUCCAAGCGCACAGCGACCAUUGCCGUAAACGGGUUCACAUCUGGACGGCAAGAGCUGCCCCAAGCGGGUCUUCCGCAAGGAUCGCCGCUGUCUCCAGUGUUGUUCCUCUUCUUCAACGCCGACCUAGUGCAGCACAAGAUCGACGCGAACGGAGGCGCAAUUGCCUUCGUGGACGACUACACUGCCUGGGUAACGGGCCCGUCAGCGGAGUCGAACCGCACUGGAAUCCAAGCUAUCAUCGACAAAGCCCUUGACUGGGAGAAACGGAGCGGUGCGCAGUUUGAAGGCGAAAAGACAGCCAUCAUACACUUCACGAGGAACAUGGAGCGAUUUUCAGAACAACCGUUCUCGGUCAAAGGCGAAGUGGUCAAACCGAAGGAAAGUGCGAAAAUCCUAGGUGUCGUGAUGGAUCGCGAACUCCGCUACAAGCAGCACAUUGCUAGGACGGCAGCUAAGGGCCUCGCAGCCGCUCUGGCCCUGAAGAGGCUGAAGAUGCUUUCCCCGCGGACAGCGAGACAGCUAUUUGUUGCGACAGUAGCCCCGGUCAUGGACUACGCUGCCAAUGUCUGGAUGCAUGCGUGCGGGGAAAAAGCACUGAGCUGGCUGAACAGGGCGCAGAAGAUCGGGGCCCUGGCCAUCACGGGAGCCUUUCGAACCGCGGCAACAGCCGUGGUGGAAGCUGAAGCGAGCAUCUACCCCGUACGAGAACGACACGCCCAGGCGGCAGCAAGUCUGUGGAUCAACAUCCACACGCUGCCCGGAACGCAUCCCCUUGCCAUGAAGAAAGUCCGGACCACCGUACGAUUCGUAUCUCCGCUGCAGAAAAUUGCCCGCGUGGCCGAAGGAGUACGAGUUGACCGGAUGGAGACAAUCCAGGAAUACGCCGUCCCGCCCUGGGUACCUCGCCUACGACCGACGCUCGAAGCCGAUCGAGGGAAGGCGGCCGAGAUGGUCAACAAAAUCUCGGGAAUCGUGAUCGCAACCAGCUCAUCCAACCCAUAUACAGCAGAGCUAGCAGCCAUCGCAAUGGCCCUGGAGAAGUUACCGGCUAGCAUCUGCCACAGGCACAUCACCGUGAUCACUAGGAACCAGUCAGCGCUGGCAGCAGUUGGACAGCCGCGGCAGCAAUCCGGCCAAAGCAUCAUACGGCAAAUCUACGACUUGGCCAGGCUGCACCGACAAAGAGGGAACUCGGUCAACUUUCUGUGGAUACCAGCGGAGAUUGACUUCGCGCUGGGGUCAGAUGCCAAGGCAGCAGCCCAGAGAGCGUCGAAGCAAGGACGCACACCCGACUCCCAAAUACCCCAGGCCAAGUCUACCGCGAUGAGGCUGGCAAUGGAAAGACAACGGGCGACAAGAGUUCUACCUGUAAGCGUGGGCAAGUUCUCAAAGGCCAUGGACGCAGCACUACCAGGCAAGCACACGCGCCAUCUCUAUGACAAGCUGAAGCGAAGGGAGGCCUGCGUAUUGGCGCAGCUCCGAACCGGAAUGGCGAGACUAAACGGUUUUUUGAGCAGGAUUGGGGCGGUCGAGUCAGACCUUUGUGCCUGUGGACAAGCGAGGGAAUCAGUGGAACACUUUCUUUUCCGAUGCGUGAGAUGGACAGCUCUGAGGGAAGACAUGCUGCAAUGCACAGUGGCAAGACGAGGAAGCCUCUCGUUCUAUCUGGGAGGGAAAGCGCCAUCAGAUACAAGGCAUUGGUCACCAGAUAUGAAGGCAGUCCGGGCGACGAUCAAAUACGCAAUGGCAACAGGAAGGCUGGAGCUGAAUGAAGAGGAGAGUCUAGACCAGUCACAGUAG
Chaetomium globosum CBS 148.51 is the source of this 4704-nucleotide messenger RNA. RefSeq lists its product as uncharacterized. The record is from RefSeq and is a predicted model, not a curated record. The transcript has 4 exons. Lineage: Eukaryota; Fungi; Ascomycota; Sordariomycetes; Sordariales; Chaetomiaceae. The coding region runs from base 1 to 4704 and encodes 1567 amino acids. Gene Ontology annotation, molecular function: zinc ion binding; nucleic acid binding; catalytic activity.